AUGGCACGCUCAUCAGAGGAAACAAAGUUGGUCUCUCCUCCACUCUUCCAUGAUGCCAUUUAUGAAUGUUGUGUUCAGGGUGAUAAAUUCCGAAUCAACGUCAUCAACGAACUCAACAACAAUAUGUAUCACUGGCAUGGCCUUUUCCAGAAGGGCACUGCAUGGGCUGACGGGCCCACUUUCGUGAACCAGUGCCCUAUUGUGACAGGAGAUUCUUUUCUCUACACCUUUGAUUCCGCCAACCAAGCUGGAACAUUCUGGUACCACUCUCAUUUGGCUACUCAAUACUGUGACGGGUUUCGCGGGCCUUUCAUCAUCUACGACCCCCACGAUCCACAUGCCCACCUAUAUGAUGUCGAUGAUGACAGUAGUAGCAUCUUGACAUUGUCGGACUGGUACCAUGCGCCUGCAAAAGAAUUGGGUUUACUCACUGCGAAUUCUACACUUAUCAAUGGCCUGGGACGUUGGAAUGAAAGUCCCACGCACGACUUAGCUGUCAUGAAAGUCAAGAAGGGAACCCAGUAUCGCAUUCGGAUGAUUAACCUCGGGUGUGAAGCAUCAUUCAAAUUCUCCAUUGAUAACCACACGAUGACGAUUAUUGAAGUCGACGGUGUAAAUCAUGUUCCGUACACCGUAGAUCAAAUCGAGAUCUUUACCGGGAUCUGUGCCAAUCCCAGCGUUGGUCCCCAGGAUUUCGACAGUGGUAUCAACUCUGCCAUCCUUCGAUACAAUGGUGCCGAUAAUAUAGAACCCGUUACCAUCGCCUUACCGAGUGUAUCGCCAAUGAAUGAGUCCUUGCUAGUGCCUCUCGAGAAUCCAGGCGCUCCUGGAUCUCCCGAAAUCGGAGAUGUCGACGUUGCGCUUAACCUAGCCUUCAAUUUUUUCUUCAUACAGGAAAGCACCGGAGGCGGAAGGUUCACAAUAAACAAUGUCUCAUUUGCUCCCCCGCCGGUUCCGGUUCUUUCGCAGAUUUUAAGCGGUGCACAGGGUCCUCAUGACCUGCUUCCCGAGGGCUCUGUUUACUCUCUUCCAUUACAUUCCACAGUCGAAAUUUCUAUGCCGAGUGGUGUCAGAAAUGAAUCACAUCCGUUCCAUUUGCACGGCCACACUUUCGAUGUCAAUCCUGUUAGACGAGAUACCGUCAGUACCGGUAAUGUGAACGACAAUGUUACGAUCCGGUUCACGACCGAUAAUCCUGGACCAUGGUUCCUUCAUUGCCAUAUUGAUUGGCACUUGGAGGCUGGAUUCGCGGUUGUUUUUGCCGAAGCUGCGAAACAGUGGAACUCCACCAUCCACCCUACCCAUCAAUGGGACCAACUCUGUCCCAUAUACAACGCAACGCCCGACGAAGAUCUUUAG
This is a messenger RNA of Desarmillaria tabescens, 1359 nucleotides long. Its product is annotated as laccase LCC3-3. The transcript has 19 exons. Gene Ontology annotation, molecular function: copper ion binding; oxidoreductase activity. NCBI's taxonomy places the organism in Eukaryota, Fungi, Basidiomycota, Agaricomycetes, Agaricales, Physalacriaceae. Bases 1 to 1359 code for a protein of 452 amino acids. The record is from RefSeq and is a predicted model, not a curated record.